Molecule: messenger RNA, 577 nt
Organism: Suncus etruscus (white-toothed pygmy shrew)
Lineage: Eukaryota; Metazoa; Chordata; Mammalia; Eulipotyphla; Soricidae
Gene: NHLH1
Product: nescient helix-loop-helix 1
Exons: 1
Coding region: 1-348 (115 amino acids)
Biological process (GO): regulation of transcription by RNA polymerase II
Molecular function (GO): RNA polymerase II cis-regulatory region sequence-specific DNA binding; DNA-binding transcription factor activity, RNA polymerase II-specific; protein dimerization activity
Source: RefSeq, a predicted model, not a curated record
AUGAUGCUUAGCUCAGACCUGCCAGAGCUGCCUCUCCACUCAGAAACGGAAUCCAGUGGCGGGUUGGGGGACAUGGCGCGGGGUUUAGAGCCAGGGGAACCCACAGGCCGUCGCGACCUGGUGCAGCUGAGCCGUGAGGAGCGGAGACGCCGGCGCAGAGCCACAGUCAAGUACCGCACAGCCCAUGCCACGCGGGAGCGGAUCCGCGUGGAGGCCUUCAACUUGGCCUUCGCAGAACUGCGCAAGCUGCUGCCCACGCUGCCCCCAGACAAGAAGCUGUCCAAGAUCGAGAUCCUAAGGCUGGCCAUCUGCUACAUCUCCUAUCUGAACCACGUGCUGGAUGUCUGAGGCCCGUCUCCGCCCCUCCUCCCCUCCUGUACCCCAGACUCCAGCAUGAGGAGCCCUCAGGUGCAAACCUCAGCCCUGGGGAGGUGUGGGGGCUCCAGGUGGUCAGUGCAGCUGGUGAGUAGCAGCAGCUGCUGUGGGGUGGUCACUGUAUUCUCAGAGCCAGUCACAAAAGGUGUCCUCUCUUUCACUCUGCAUCAACCCCUAAUUGCCUCCAAUCUUUCCACCUUCU